Messenger RNA from Pangasianodon hypophthalmus (striped catfish), 5236 nucleotides. RefSeq names its product MON1 secretory trafficking family member A (gene mon1a). The transcript is spliced from 6 exons. Bases 183 to 1766 code for a protein of 527 amino acids. The record is from RefSeq and is a predicted model, not a curated record. Gene Ontology annotation, biological process: vesicle-mediated transport; protein targeting to vacuole. NCBI's taxonomy places the organism in Eukaryota, Metazoa, Chordata, Actinopteri, Siluriformes, Pangasiidae.
GGAAGUUGUCUGAAUGUGGGUGUGGGGGGAAAAGUAAUAAUAAGGGCCGUGUGACAGGUAGCGAGUCGGUUUGCAGAGACAGAGGGCUAAAAUGGACACCGCGUCAAUAAAGUGAUUUGUGGUUUUGGUCCUUCACGCCGUUGGGACACAGCUCGUCUUCUCUCUCCACGACAUUGUCCAGCAUGGCGGCGGACGUCCACAGUAAAGGGGUGACGUGGGACACUCCGAACGGAAACCUGGCGCCGGUCGAGCGUCUUCCCAACAGCAGAUCGGAGAGUCCGACUCCGGGGCUGGUGGAGGGGACGGAGCCGGGCGCAGGUCAGGAGCGUGCCAUGUUCGUCCACACGCAGUCUUUCGAGGACUUGACGGCUGACGUGGAGCUGACGGGAAGCCGCCCCUCUGAGACCGAGGAGGUGGAGGAGAAGGAGGAGGAACAGCAGCGAGAAGGAGAAGGAGGAGGAGGUGGAGGAGCAGACGCCGUGGACGAGCCGAGGCAGGACGUGCAGGCUAUAGUACGGGAGAAGGAGGAAGACGUGACGAGUGAGACGUGGCGCUCGCACAAGAAGCACGUGUUCGUCCUCAGCGAGGCGGGGAAGCCCAUUUACACGCGCUACGGCUCUGAGGAGGCGCUCUCCACCACCAUGGGGGUCAUGAUGGCGCUCGUGUCGUUCGUAGAGGCUGAUAAGAACGUCAUACUCUCCAUUCACGCAGACGGUUUCCGCGUGGUGUUCCUGCGUAAGAGUCCGCUGGUGUUGGUGUGUGUGUCUCGCUCGGGUCAGUCGGAUGGUGAGCUGUGGAGAGAGCUGCACUACGUCUACUAUCAGAUCCUGAGUCUGCUCACUCUGCCUCAGCUGCAGCGCGUCUUCCAGCAGCGUCAGAGCUUCGACCUGCGCCGGCUGCUGGCCGGGUCCGAGCGCGUCACCGCGGGGCUGCUGCGCCUGCUGGAGACGGACGCGGGGCUGAUGCUCAACGCCACCAUGAGCCUGCCGCUCUGCAGCACCACGCGUAACAUCGUCUGCACCAGCCUGCAGGCGGCCAGCUCCAAGAACCUCGUCUUCUCCAUCCUGCUCGCCGGGAACCGACUGGUCGCUCUGAUCAGGAAGAAGGAGCAGCACCUCCAUCACACCGACCUCCACCUGCUGUCCAACCUCGCCGCCUCGUCCUCAUCGUUCAGGCAGGGGGAAGGCUGGACGCCCGUCUGCCUGCCCAAGUUCAAUGCCUCCGGUUUCUUCCACGCACACAUCUCGUACCUGGAGCCGUCGUCCGAUCUCUGUCUGAUGCUGGUCUCCACGGACCGAGAGGACUUCUUUAACCUGUCCGACUGUAAGCAGCGCUUUCUGGAGCGACUGAAGAAGCGUAAUGCCUACCAGGCCCUGAAGGAGGCGCUGCACUCGCCCACCUACCCCGUCUCGCAGGUGGGCAUCCCCGAGCUCUGGCACUUCGUCUACAAGUCCAAAAGCUCCGGACUUUACACCAGCCCGGAGCUGCCGGUGCCGUAUCGCACUGAAGAGGAGCAGGAGAGGCUCAUGGAGUUGUACCAGUACCUCCACAGUCGCCUGCACCACCCGACACGACCCCUGCGCUCCAUCUACCGCUGCACAAACACCGAGAACCUGCUCGCCUGGUCAACCAGCGGCUUCGAGCUCUACCUCUGCUUCAGUCCUCUGGCCACCAAAGCUCUGGCCAUGUCGGCCGUCAGCAAACUGCUGAAGUGGAUCAGGAAGGAGGAGGACCGUCUCUUUAUCCUCAACUCGCUCACGUACUGAGACCGAUCCCUGAUUCCUGAUCCGGAGGACGGGAGAGAGCACGCCUGAUGCCUCUAGACCACCGACACUGUGCUGGAGCUGCUGUCGGGAUCUUCCGGCCCUCGUGGGGAGGGAUGCGCGGGAGCCAUUUCAAUUCACUGAACAGAGUAAAGUGAGCUGUACGAGACUCGGAUCUUUAUCACCACACCUCAGUGACCGUAUUAAAAAAAAAACACACAACAACAGGAUAUUGUCUACACAGCACCUCAAAAAAAAACAAAAAACAAAACAAAAAAAACCCCCAAAAAACAAAAACACUAACAUGCCAUUAAAGGGGCCGUGUGUAAUAUUUUAGUACUUUUAAACUUCUCAUAAAUUAGGGCUACACUGUUGACGGAAGGGUUCUCGGUUGGUUACUAGUUGUACACUUUUAAAAAUAAAGGUGCUUUUUAGAGCAAGAACCAUUUUGGUUCCUUAGAGAACCUUUCAGCUUCUGAUUCUUUUGUCAUUUCUUUUCUUGUUGCCAUAAAUACGGAAAAAGAUGAUCCUUUUCCACCACUAAAUCUUUCCUUGUAAAGCUAACAUUAAUGGUGGAAUUUUUUUUUAGUUCUCUGUGGAACCAACAAAAAUGAUGAAUGGUCCAUCGAUCCAAAAGUUCUUUAAAACUUUAAAAAUGCUAGUCUUCUCUAGCAUUUCUUUAAAUCAUGUUUUUUGCCACCUUUAUUUUAAAGAGUGUAAGUAGUGCCAUUUCUUUCUUUACUUCAAGAACGAUAUACAGGUUCCUUCAGGCUCCAAAGGUUUUUUUUUUUUUUGUUUGUUUGUUUUUGAAAGCUCAAAACUUUAUGGAUUCCACGAUUGUUUUGUUGCGUCAGUACGUUUCUAUGUGGAAAUCUUUCUGAACGGCUUCUGCUUGGAAACUUAUCUGAAAGGUUCUAUGUAGAAAAAAAGCUGCCAGGGUUCUUUCAUUUGUUCCUCUGGGAGAAGGCUUGGAUGUUCGGAGAGUGGAAAGUAGCUGAGCCGGGAUAUUGCGGCCUCGGAGUGAAGUUAGUGCUUCAAAUUUAGAGAUUCUUAAAAAGUACAAGAUACAAGAAACAAGCAGUUCUCUGUGGAGCUGUACGCUAACGGUAGCGCUAGUUAAAGAUGUGUUUAGAGAUUUAUUUUGUUGCAAGUUUAUUUCACAGAAUUGAUUGUGGCUUUAAAGGAGAAAAUCGUCCGAACGCAGAAUGACGUCAAUCAGUCACAUGUUUGAUGAUUUGCACUGGAGCUAAUCUUAAUGUAGCUAACUGUAGCUUUUUUUUUUUUUUUUUUUUUUUUAUAACAACUAAUUAUCCACCUCAGACCACAUCCAGUUCAUUAAUAACGUGCUGAUGUGGUUUAGGACAUAAACAGGAACAAAACAGUCUUUUUUCCCCCUCUCUAUUCUCCGCCUGUAAACUGAUCAAAUAGUUCCAUUUGUACUUCAGAUUGUAAAUGUAAAUAUGUGUUUUGUUUAUUUAAAAACAUUAUUACGUAGCUUCAGCUUAGCAUGAAGCAAAUCUGAUCUAGACAUUUAAGUCAUGGCUGACUGUGUUUGAGGGAAGUGGGGAAAUUGUUAUAAAUCGGAUUUUUCAUGAAGCUGUUCGUUUAACGGUGAUGUGUAACGCCGCUGCCUCGCCACAACUAAACUCAAUAUCUCACCUUUGCCUUUUUUUUAAAAUUUUUUUUUAAAGACCUGUCACUGUUCUGACCUGCACUGACGUAUCGAAACGGUUUUUUAACGUGACAUAACGUUAGAACUUAACGUGACAUUUCUGAGAGAUGUUUCCGUUUCCUUGCGUCGCCAUAACUCAAUAACUCAACAUAAAGAUGAAAAAACUUCUUCAUAUUGCAGUUUACUGAAACGCAACCGGUGCAGGCCUGAAACGAACGGUUAAAAAAAUCAACCUGCUUUACUUGAACCUGCUACUAAAUGAUUUUUGUUUGAUGGUGUGAACGGCAAUAAGACAUCGAAGGCUUGCUAAGAGAGCUCAUUUGCAUAGUGCAUAUUAAUAUACACUGCAGCGCUGCUUUAAUAAUGAUCUUUACCCAUAAAAUGUUUGAGUUCCUCGUAUUAGAGGUGCGGGUUGUAGUGUUUAAACGUGUUUCUAGACCUCUAAUAAACAUCCGCUUCUAAAGACACUUUGGAAAAACUGUCAUUGCGAUAUUGUUUCUCAACAGAUCUGGCUAGUUUCUUUGUUUCAGGGUUCAGGUUCUGUUUUGUUUCUGGGCUGGAAAUUAACUCCGCCCCUCCCCAGUCAGAACAGUUUCAACAAUGGGCUUACUGCCCCUUUAAAUGAACAUUCCCUCCCAAACAUGUACUAUUAGGAUCCUUCGAUCCGGUUUAAUGACCAGCAACACUGACAAGCGCUAAUCUGAACGCUAGCUUGAGGAUGGUAGGUGUUAGGAUGUAUGUUUUUUUUUUUUUUUAAUCGAUAAUGGUUGAUGUUAUUCAAUUUAAUUGAUGGAACAUGAUUAAGAUCUUAAAAGAGCUUGCUGUUGGGGGAAUUCUGGACUUUAGCUGAUAUUCAAUGUGUAAAUAUCUGAUGUUGAUACACGUGCGAUUAUAAAAUUACGAUUCAGACCAGAAGAAUUUAAAUAUUUUUAGACGGUUAAGGAUUUUAAGCAAUUAAAGAAUUGCAACAUCUGAGUGGAUAAAUGACCUUAAUGCUAAAUCUUCCUUAAAUAACAUUCCUGUUAAGAUUUAUUUUUCGUAAUUUAAAUGAACUGUGAUUAGAAGCCUACAAAGAUACAAUUAGGUUAAAGUAGCAUUGUGUAAAUGUUCUGCAAUAAAUUCGUUUAAAUCAGUUAUCUGUCAAAUCUAUGCACUGUUCCGAUGCAAAUAAUAAUUAUUAUUACUAUUUUUUUGCAUUUGUCUGCCAGUAAUGAUAAAAUUCCAAUAAGAAGUUAAGGUAUGUUGGCGUUUAUUUGGAAACAAGCUUGUGUAAAUUGUUUAUUUCCUCAUGUACAUGAUCACAGCGAACACUAAGACAUUCGCACAUCGCCGCCUUCUGCGUAUAUCAGUAUUGCGGUAACGGCUAGCAGUCGAUAUAUUGCGCAUUCUCAGGUAGUGCAUUUCAUCUUCUUACAGGAAGUCAUGUCCAAUCUCGCCUUUACAUAACAUCGUAAUGUGUAUGGGGCUGUGAUUAGCUGCUCUGGGAUCUGAAUUUAUUAGACAUGUGCUGAAUUACUGACACUGAUUAUCUCUUGGUAUGACAAUGAAUGAUGAAUGAGUCAGUUCCACUAUAUAUAUACACACACACACACACACACACACACACAUAUAUAUUAUAUUAUAUACAUACACACACUACUGUGCAAAAGUCUUAGGCACAUCCAAAAAAAUGCUAUAGAGCAAAGAUGCCUUCAAAAAUAAUGAAAUUAAAUGUUUCUACAUUAAAAAAUACUAUAAAGAGCAGUAAACAGUAAUAAACAAAGAAACUGAAACAAAGUCAAUUUUUAAUGUGACGAUCCUU